GUCGAUUAUUACCAAUGAUAUUGGAUCUAUGCCCCAAAAGAGAUAACCCUGAGUUUCAGGUGUUAAAUAGAUUAAAUGGAAAUGUGGUUGAAAUUGGUUACACAGGUUUACACAAUACAAAGCUUUAUCCAUUAAUGCAUAGAGACAUCAGAUGGCCAAACAUAAUUUUACAUAAUGAAAUAUAUAUUUUAAUUGACUUUGAAUUUGCAGAAUUUGCUCCACAAGAAGCUUUAAAUCAGCUCAAAGAAAAUGAACAUGCACAUGAAGUAUUGAGGGGUAGGCAUGAUGAAAAAGUUGACUUAUGGAACAUUGGACAUUUGAUAUUUUCAAGCAACACCCACAACAUCCCAACAGAUCUUUCCAAUCUAGCAUCAAAACUAUACAAAGAUGAUUCAAGUAGAUGA
This is a messenger RNA of Entrophospora sp. SA101, 404 nucleotides long. The record is from the annotation of a GenBank genome assembly. Lineage: Eukaryota; Fungi; Glomeromycota; Glomeromycetes; Entrophosporales; Entrophosporaceae.